AGUCAAACAGACCCCAGGACACUAUUUAAGGCUGCACUGACAUCGAGGACCUUCAGUCUGACCGACACAGACCAACUUCUGAGAGAAGAGAUGGAGACCUUUCUUUCUUUGUUGCUCCUGAUUUGCUCUGUCUCUGCAGCUCAGCUCACUACAGAGCCUGACAGUGACAUUAAGGCACAUUUGCUGAAAACUGAAACAAAAGGAGAGGAAACAGCAAAAACUUCAAACAACCAACAAAGCUGCACACCUGACAUCCAUGCUGUGCUGAGGGAGAUGAGCGCAACACUGGCUGUACUGAAGUAUGAAAUAAGAGAUCUACAAAGAGAGAACGAAGCAAAGGACAGCGAACUGGAGUUGCAAAAAAUUGAGCUGGACAAACUGAAGACAAAGCAGCAAGCUCUAACUGGAGAACUGGUGACCAUUAAAUCCAGAGCAAACAUCACAGAAAACCAUGUGGAGGCUCUGAGGAGAGACGGGGAAGUAAAGAAAGUGGCGUUUUCAGCCUCCGUGGUGGCUUCAGGAGAAAAAUACAUCGGACCAUUUAACACUCAAACAACUCUGGUCUUCAGAUAUGUUGUGACAAAUAUUGGAAAUGCCUACAACCCUAAUACAGGUUUGUGUUUUGCAGGUUUUUUCAUAGCACCAGUGAGAGGAGUCUACCACUUUGAGAUACAUGUUGGUGCAUUUGGACAUGCAUCACAUGCUUCAGGUGCUCAUAUUGUGAAGAACGGGCAGCAAGUUUUCAUGGCAUACGAACUUCAGCCUUCUGGUUAUGGGAGUUCUGCUACCGGAGUCACGUUGUUAUUAGAGGUCAGAGACGUUGUGUUUGUGCGUCUUGGGAAGAAUGCCAGAAUUUACGAUAAUGUAAAUCACCACAACACCUUCAGUGGUCACCUGAUUUUCACCAUGUAAACUACAGACAUUGGUUUAUGUUAUUUGCCGUAUGAUAGCUGGAACCAAACAGCAGUGUUUCUCAGACAGACUGGAGCAGUUUAUAUGAAACUGAUGAUCUUUUUCAACUAGAAAUCAUCCAUUAUUUUUUCCUCAUGUCUUAUUUGUUGUCAAAAUUCACAGGUACUUUGCUUUUUAAAUCAUAAUUGAUUAAAUAUUGAAAAUUCUAUAGAUAUGGAACCCAAUGAAUUUGCCUCUUAAUCAUCAGCAGUUUCUAUUGCAAUGUUUUGUUUCAUAUUUUCAUAUUUAGAUUCAGAGGAACUUCAUGAAUUUUUGAUUGAGACUGAUUGUUCUGGAUUCAUUAAUUAGUCAAAAUUAACACAUGUUUCUGAUACCUACUCUUGGAAUAAACAUCCUCACGCUGCCAAA
Molecule: messenger RNA, 1320 nt
Organism: Salarias fasciatus (jewelled blenny)
Lineage: Eukaryota; Metazoa; Chordata; Actinopteri; Blenniiformes; Blenniidae
Product: complement C1q-like protein 2
Exons: 5
Coding region: 91-912 (273 amino acids)
Molecular function (GO): protein binding
Source: RefSeq, a predicted model, not a curated record